AUAACCCCUCUUUACCUCCGCUCCCCUUCACACACAAACAAAAGAAAAAACGACCCUUUUUUUUCUCCUCUUCACUCCAUGCAAACAAUUUCUUUUGUUGGGAGAGUGAUGGAGAUCCUAUCUCUCUUCAUUUUCCUCCCCCUCCUUCUGCCCUCAGCAUCGGCAACGACGUUCACACUCUACAAUAAGUGUCCCCACACAGUGUGGCCUGGCAUACAGCCUGGUGCAGGCAAGCCCAUCCUCGCACGUGGCGGCUUCCGCCUCCUCCCCAAGCAAGCCUACACCCUGCACGCGCCAGCAGCAUGGUCGGGCCGCAUCUGGGGCCGCCAGGACUGCGCCUUCGACGCAUCCGGCCGCGGCCACUGUGCCACAGGCGACUGUGGUGGGGCCCUCUACUGCAACGGCCUAGGUGGUACCCCACCUGCCACGCUGGCUGAGAUCACACUGGGCCCACAAGAUUUCUACGACGUGAGCCUAGUGGACGGCUACAAUCUGGCCAUAUCGGUGAUGCCGUAUAGGGGGAAGGGAAAGUGCAGCUCGGCGGGUUGUGUGAGCGAUCUGAAUAUGAUGUGUCCGGUGGGCCUUCAGGUGCGGUCGGGAAAAGAUAAUAGGGUGGUCGCGUGUAAGAGCGCGUGCUUCGCGUUUAACUCCCCCAAGUAUUGCUGUACCGGGAUCUACGGGAAUCCGCAGUCCUGCAAGCCCACGGCGUAUUCCAGGAUAUUCAAGACGGCCUGUCCUAGGGCGUAUUCUUAUGCGUAUGAUGAUCCUACUAGUAUUGUGACAUGUAGUGGUGGUAGCUAUUUCAUUACCUUCUGCCCACACCGCUAGACGUCCUUUUUUCUCUUUUUAUCUUUAUUUAUCUUUUUCUUUUGUCGUUGGUUUGCUUUCUGUGGUUGUGUUGCUGUUUUGGUGGUACUAAGGAGUAUAGAAAUUAUAUAUGGUUUUUGUUUUA
This is a messenger RNA of Magnolia sinica, 952 nucleotides long. RefSeq names its product thaumatin-like protein. Bases 79 to 828 code for a protein of 249 amino acids. The transcript has 2 exons. Gene Ontology annotation, cellular component: extracellular region. NCBI's taxonomy places the organism in Eukaryota, Viridiplantae, Streptophyta, Magnoliopsida, Magnoliales, Magnoliaceae. Gene Ontology annotation, biological process: defense response. The record is from RefSeq and is a predicted model, not a curated record.